UGUGUCACAGCUGAAUUGAUGUCAGUACCGCAGAUUUGAACACAUAUCACUACCUGCUUCAUCCAGACCCAAGUUAACCAUGUCACUCACACGGAUUACCGAUCGAAGACGAUACAAGAGAGCGGAGAAAAAGGAGGAAGUGCUCGCUACACGCCUGGAUUUUUUACAUUCGGAUGGCGAGUCUAGUGCUGAUGAUCACGAUGAGCUUCCCUACGACAACAUGGCGUCACCUUUCACAUGUUCUCGGAUACCCAUGGAAGAUCCUUCAUCAGCCUCGGAUUACUUGGAUAUUGAUUUACCUACCACAUCCCCGGACUCUAGUCCCAGAGCUACCCCCAGAAGACCGACCAGACGUGGACGAUUGUCCCCAAUUUCGUUCAACAUUGAUGAAAGUGAGGACCAAGUUGAUGGCGAUUUACCGGCCGUGUGUCAGCCAAGUCCCGCCUUCAAUAAGUUUCAGUCCCCGUGCCCGAUAUACCCUCCCCAUCGAAAACUCCGAUCCCUCAGGUUAUUCGAUGUUCCCCACACACCAAAGACAUUGUUAGAGAAGUGUCAGCGACGAAAGAGGCCUUCACGGAAGUUCAGAACACCCCGACCUCAGCCAGAAAACCGACCCCAGGCCAACAUCAACCCCUUCACCCCAGACAACAACCACCCCGGUUCUGUCUCAAGUUUGAAAAGAUCCAGAUCCGCAUUUGAAAGCAGUGUGCUAGAUGACUCCACAGAAGAUGAGAUUGAUGAUUCUCCCACCCACAAGAAGCUUGCCCUUCAUGAGAUCAACACAUCCCGGUACAACGAGGAAUUUCAUGAGCUCAGCAAACUUGGGGAUGGGGAAUAUGGCAGUGUCUACAAGUGUGUGCAUAGACUGGAUGGUUGUCCCUAUGCCAUCAAGAAAUCCAAAGCACCUGUUGCUGGCAGUGUUUAUGAGCGGAAUGCUAUGAAUGAAGUGUAUGCCCAUGCUGUGUUAGGGAAGCAUCCCCAUGUUGUCAGAUACUACUCCGCCUGGGCAGAAGAUGAUUACAUGUUCAUUCAGAACGAGUACUGUAAUGGUGGUAGUUUGGCCGACUUAAUUGAAGAACGCAGAACCUCUGGAAAAACAUUCAGUGAAGAAGAAUUGAAAGUCAUCCUUUACCAGAUCGCCCAGGGCUUGAAGUAUAUCCAUUCCCAGAAUUUGGUGCACCUUGACAUUAAGCCAGGUAACAUUUUCAUUCACAAAGACCCACAAUACACCAGCUCUCCAGAGAGUGGCAUGGAAUCCUGCGAAGAAGAGGAAGAAGAUGGUGAAGACAGUGUCCUGUACAAGAUUGGUGACCUUGGUCACGUGACCUCUGUAUCUAACCCCACUGUGGAGGAGGAAGGGGACUGUCGCUACCUCCCUAAAGAGCUCCUUAAGGAUGACUAUGACCAUCUCACUAAGGCUGACAUCUUCUCCCUUGGAUUGACUAUAUAUGAAGCUGCUACCCUAGAAGCACUCCCCAAGAAUGGUGACCUGUGGCAUGCCAUCCGGGACGGCCACAUACCUUACCUGUCCCAGUACUCGACCAAGCUGAACUGUCUCAUACAGAAGCUGGUCCACCCAGACCCUUCCUUCAGACCUACUGCCUCCUUCAUUGUGCAGAACUCUGGCCUGUGUCCCAAAUCCAAACUGACCCGCAGCCAGCUGCAGAAGGAACUCCACGAGGAGCGCAUCAAGAACGAGAUUCUAUCGAGGCAGUUGCUAGAAGCUCUUCAAAACCGUGAUGUCCAGCAGAAGCCAGUGUUCAGUACUGUUCCACGACCAUCCAGCCGAUUGUUAGGAUUCCGAAUGAAGCGCAGCACCAGUUUCACAUUGUGAUGACUCCUUGAGAGAUGGAUGCCUGUGAUAAUUCUAUUUAUAGUCAGCUGGACUGAUUGUUAAAGGUGCUUGAUAUACCAUUGACUAUUAUGGUAUGUGGUACAUGUAUACUGUGAUGUGGGACCUCGGGACCAAUGGACAAGGGUGGGGGAAAAGUGUUGUCACAAAAUGUGAAAACACAAUUGGACAUUAUAUUUCAUUCCAAAUGCAGAUCAUGAAGUGGUGCUAUUUUAAACUGGUUAGGUUUGUUAACGGAAGCUUCUUUGUUUCUUGGUGUAAUUUUUGUUCAUUCUGUUUUUCUUUUGCAUAAAGAUAGUGUAGUUAAGUUUCUUUUUAAAGAGUUUUUCAUUGAAAUUUGAAAAAAUGAUGCAACUUCUAUUAACAAACCUACCAUGUUGAUCUUCGUGCUGGUCAUUCCUGUUGAGUGCGAAAAUUUUAUUCAAGGUGCAUAUAUGUAAAGUGUUAUUUUUGUUUUAUGACCAAGACGCAAGCCUGUAUUUAGCUGUAAAAAAUGAGGUUUAUUACUGUAUAAUAUCACUAUCUAUAUUGGUUACUGUGCCCCUGGUACAUAGCUGUACAAGGCAGUUUUUUAGUGCAGAUUUGAGCUAUGCAAAUUAGUUCACAGAUUUUGUUAAGAGAGACCGCGUACU
Molecule: messenger RNA, 2484 nt
Organism: Liolophura sinensis
Lineage: Eukaryota; Metazoa; Mollusca; Polyplacophora; Chitonida; Chitonidae
Product: wee1-like protein kinase 1-A
Exons: 7
Coding region: 80-1834 (584 amino acids)
Biological process (GO): protein phosphorylation; mitotic cell cycle
Cellular component (GO): cytoplasm; nucleus
Molecular function (GO): ATP binding; non-membrane spanning protein tyrosine kinase activity; magnesium ion binding
Source: RefSeq, a predicted model, not a curated record